AGGGACAGCAACAGGACAGGACGACGACAACAAAAACAUUCGAGUCGAAAGUCUUCUUAUCAAUUCAGGAUUGAAAACGCAGCACGUAAACAUAGCAAAUUAAUCCCGUUCUGUCCAUCAUCAAAAUAAGCAGCAGCAGCCGCAGCACCAUCUAAAGGAUAUAAAAUACCAACAAAUUACAAGGACAUGUGUCUAUAUUUGGGAGUCAUGGAACAUUUGGUCGACGUUGUCGCCUAUUGUGUGUGCCGUGUGCUGGAACUAUCAUUGUUCACCGUAAUUAUGAUUUUUGGCUCGACCAAAUCGAAAUUAGAAUUGACUGAUGACCACCAAUGACCCAAUCAAAAUAACAAUAGGAUGAGGCUAAGCCGUGUGUAAGAUGAUUUCAAUUUGAUAUAAGCGAAAGACUUUUCUAUAUUCAAUAACUAACUACAUACACAUAAGUAACAUAUACAACUACAUAUAUGCAUAAUGCUAUUUAAUACGUAAAUGUAAA
Molecule: messenger RNA, 493 nt
Organism: Drosophila willistoni
Lineage: Eukaryota; Metazoa; Arthropoda; Insecta; Diptera; Drosophilidae
Exons: 1
Coding region: 187-333 (48 amino acids)
Source: RefSeq, a predicted model, not a curated record